Molecule: messenger RNA, 5312 nt
Organism: Clupea harengus (Atlantic herring)
Lineage: Eukaryota; Metazoa; Chordata; Actinopteri; Clupeiformes; Clupeidae
Gene: adamts2a
Product: ADAM metallopeptidase with thrombospondin type 1 motif, 2a
Biological process (GO): extracellular matrix organization; proteolysis
Cellular component (GO): extracellular matrix
Molecular function (GO): metalloendopeptidase activity
Source: RefSeq, a predicted model, not a curated record
UAAACACAAACAUGUGGCUUGUAAAGGGCAUUCUCAAUGACCAUCAUGCAAGACAUAAAAGUAGAAUGUUGACGGGAUAAGUUACACCAAAACUUCAAGUGCCGAAUGUGCAACAGCAACGCUGAGAGAGAGAGAGAGAGAGAGAGAGAGAGCGAAAGAGAGCCGGGAAGAGGGAGGGAGGGAGAGAGAGAGAGCUAUAUUCUUCAUGGUGCACUUUGCGGUGGGGUAGGGAGGGAGAAAAGAGGGGAGAGGGGACCACGCAUAUGCUGGUAGAUCGCUUAUCGGAGAUCUCAAAGUCCGCCUCUCUCCCGUGCGAUCUACCUCUCUUCGGACCUGACAUGGAUGUUACGCUUGGAUAUGUUUUCUUUUUUGUUUUAUUGCGGUUACAACACAUGAACGGUUUAUAUCUCACCAAUACUAUAGAAUCCCUUCAGCAUAAGCUCAGGGACUACGGCCUGGUGCGGCCGGUCAGCACAGAUGCCCACGGCCGCUUCCUCACUCACGCCGUCUCAGCUGGGCAGCUCAGGGAGCAGCUGCCGGCCCGGCGGCGCAGGAGGAGGGAUGCCGAGGGUCAGGCCGAUGCCCACGGGCACACGGAGACGCUGUUCUACAACGUCACCGUGUUCGGCCAGGAGCUCCACAUGCAGCUGCGCCUCAACUCACGCCUGGUUGCCCCGGGAGCCACGGUGGAGUGGCACGACGAUGGCAACGGGACGCGCUACGAGCCGCUUCUGCCCAGUGACUGCUUAUAUGUGGGCCACGCCACAAAUGUGCCCGACACAGCGGUGGCUAUCAGCAACUGUGAUGGCUUGGCGGGGAUGAUCCGUGCUGGGCAGGAGGAGUUUUUCAUUGAGCCCUUGGAGAGAGGAGGUGUGCUGACAGGAGAGGAACAUGGAGGUCCUGGUCGCCGCCAUAUUGUGUACCGCUCCUCUGACAUCAACAGGCCAGAUGUCGCUCCAGCCGCCGGCUCUCACCCUAAAGUGGUGGGCCCCGACCUGAGUGGUCCCGGCGACCUUGAAGUGCUCUCCCGAGGACUCUUGGAGAAGGUGAAUCAAACCAGACGUGUGCGCAGGGCUCUGGAAGAAGAAGUGUUCAACAUCGAAGUGCUCUUAACGGCUGACUUCUCUGUGGUCGACUUCCAUGGCAGGGAACACAUCCAGAAGUAUCUGCUUACUCUUAUGAACAUAGUGAAUGAGAUUUACCAAGAUCAUACUCUGGGUGCUCAUAUUAAUGUGGUGCUCGUCCGGAUUGUUAUACUUGGCUACUCUCAGUCCGUGAGUCUUAUCGAGCUGGGGAACCCGUCCAAGAGCUUGGAGAGGGUGUGCCAGUGGGCCUUCCUGCAGCAGAAGCGGGACAAGAGUGAUGUAGAGUAUCACGACCAUGCCAUCUUCCUCACCCGCCAGGACUUUGGUCCUACUGGCAUGCAGGGGUUCGCCCCCGUGACCGGAAUUUGCCACCCUGUGCGUAGCUGUACCCUCAACCAUGAGGACGGCUUUUCCUCAGCCUUCGUGGUGGCCCAUGAGACCGGACAUGUGCUGGGCAUGGAGCAUGACGGCGAGGGCAAUGACUGUGAGGAUGAGGUGCCAAUGGGUAGCAUCAUGGCCCCUCUGGUCCAGGCAGCCUUCCAUCGCUUCCACUGGUCGCGCUGCAGUCGCGAGGAGCUCCACAAGUACCUGAAUACCUAUAACUGUCUCCGGGACGAUCCCUUCGAUCACAACUGGUCUGACUCGGGCCGGCCAGGACUGCCAGGCCUCCAUUACUCCAUGAAUGACCAGUGCCGCUUUGACUUUGGGCUGGGCUUCAUGAUGUGCAGUGAGUACAGCACCUACGACCCCUGCAAGCAGCUCUGGUGCAGCCAUCCUGAAAACCCCUUCUUCUGCAAGACCAAGAAGGGCCCACCCAUCGAUGGCACCAGGUGCGGAUCAGGCAAGCACUGCUUCAAAGGGCAUUGCAUCACCCUGACGCCAGACAUCUUGAGGCAGGAUGGGAGCUGGGGUCAGUGGAGCAAAUUUGGCUCCUGUUCUCGCACCUGUGGCGGUGGGGUGCGCUUCCGCACUCGGCAGUGUGACAACCCAAUCCCUGCCAAUGGAGGACGCACCUGCUACGGCAACAGCUAUGAAUUUCAACUCUGCAGCAUGGAGGAGUGUGCUAAAGUCCUGGCUGACUUCAGAGAAGAGCAAUGCAAGAUGUGGGACCCCUACUUCAAGCAUCAGAACACCCUCCACCACUGGCUACCAUAUGAGCAUGCUGACCCGGAUGAACGUUGCCAGCUUUACUGUCAGUCAAACGAGACGGGAGAUGUGGUCCCAAUGAAAAGAAUGGUGCAUGAUGGGACGCGUUGCUCCUACAAGGAUCCCUACAGUAUCUGCGUGCGUGGGGAAUGUGAGAAAGUGGGCUGUGAUUGUGUCAUCGCCUCAGAGGUGGAGGAGGACAAGUGUGGGGUCUGUGGAGGGGACAACUCCACCUGUAAGAUUGUCAAAGGCAACUUCACCCGAAGCACCAAGAAAGAGGGCUUCCUCAAGAUCCUGGAAAUCCCUCUGGGGGCUAGGCAUCUGCUGAUCCGAGAGUUCAAGGGGACCCCUCAUAUACUAGCGGUAAAGAAUCAGGCCACGGGCGAUGUGUUCCUGAAUGAUGAGGAUGACUUCCCCGAGUCUCGGACCGUCAUAGAGAAAGGAGUGGAGUGGGAGUACCAGAAUAAUGAUGACAUGGAACUGGUGCAGACUUCAGGGCCUCUAAAAUAUGCUGUCCUCGUAAUGGUACGAUCAUUUGGCGAUUCCAAAGUCACUCUCUCCUACAAGUACAUCCUGCAUGAGGGCCUUCAGUCAUCCAUCGAGAAUAACCUUCUCCUGGAGGACACAGCCUACUUUGAGUGGGCGCUGAGGAAGUGGUCCCACUGUUCCAAACCCUGUGGGGGAGGUAAGCAGUACACGCGCUUCGGCUGCAGACGAAAGGCAGACGGAAAGAUGGUCCACCGCACGUACUGCUCAAAUAUUCCCAAACCCCGCGCCAUCGGCCGAGUGUGUAAUGUGAAGGAAUGCUCCCAACCCAUCUGGGAGACGGGAGAGUGGGAGGACUGUAGCCGGACGUGCGGUAAGACGGGGUACCAGAUGCGCAGUGUCCGCUGUUUGCAGCCCCAGGCAGACGGCACGCGGCGCUUCAUCCACAGCAAGUUCUGCAACGACGACCGACCCGAGAGCAGGCAGCCCUGCAACCGCCAGCUCUGCCCUGCACAGUGGAGAGCUGGACCCUGGUCCUUGUGUUCAGUGACGUGUGGGAAUGGAACCCAGGAGAGGCAGGUUCAGUGUAAUUCGGCUGAUAAUGCAGAAGGACAGUGCUUGGAGCCCAAACCAGGCACCAUCAGACCUUGCCAUCCUAUCCCAUGCCCCAAUCAAACAAGAAACUUCAUAAUCCAGUGGCUCUCCAGACCCGACCCGAAGGUUUCUGCACCCAAGACCUCCUCAAGGCAGAGCUGUAAGACGGAUAAGUCUGUCUUCUGUCGAAUGGAGAUGCUGAGCAAGUACUGCUCCAAUCAAGUGUACAAGCAGAUGUGCUGUAAAUCCUGCAACGAUGGGAACUUUAGUGCCACCAACUGGAGCCUCACCACCACCCCAGCUCAUGUCAACCGCACAUACACCAGCUCCCCAUCCCCAGCCUACACCUUGGAUUCUUUUGAUCCCACUGAAGACUAUUUCCCUCUUAUCCCCAUAACCAGUGCGUACAGGACAACAGUGAGUACCACUGACCUCUUCAGUAUGAAAAGACACACAACAGCAAGCCCUACAACCACUUCAGAGGAGACUACAUUUCCCAUAAGCACUAGCACCGAAGGGGAUACCAUUGAUAGUACCACUUCAGGACCAAGAACAACUUCCUCAACUCCCAGGCCUGUUGUCCCCACAUCCUGGCUUGAUGUGAUUAGGUCCUGGAGUCCCACCACUAACCCCCCUGCCAAGCCCAGGGCCGAGACGAGCCAGCAGCCUCCCGAAAAGACCACGCAGCUAACAGUCACAAGUUCGCCCCACACUCCUGUGCCCCCGAAGUCAAACGACAGGAGAGACAAUAACUCCGUCGACGUGUCAUACCAGAUUGUUGAUGUUGACAAUGAGGUUUCUCCGAAUGUCUUUAUUCUCAGGAAACGACCUCAUCCAUUCCAAGAGAGAACGCAGAAUAAACGGAUUCAACAGCUUCUGGCAGAGAAGAGGAGGCAGGACUUGUUCAAAUUGCUGAGAAGGAGACCACCAGUGCAAUAGAUUCUUGGCGUUUUAUCUCUUAGAGACAUUUUUUCCAAAUUGUAGUCUUUAUGUCAAGAUCACAUUUCAGCUCUCCUGAUAAGAUCCCUCCGGUUUCAUGGCUACUGUUGUUGACUAGCCGGCUACUGACCAGCUAAAUCCAGUGGAUAACAAUGACUGCAACAUGGUUGAAUUGAAAAGGUUCUCGUUUAGGAAUAUGAAAGACAUGUUCACAUUAACAUUUACAAGUAAACAAUGUUUGAAGGGUAAAGCCAGCUUGCAAAAUAUGCACUUUUUUAACCUUUAAGGAUAUUUUAAAAUAUGCAACUAUCCAUUUCAGUUCAGGAAGAGGGAGAAGUAAGAUUGCACAUUGUUACGAACCAAUUUAGCUUAACUUCCAUUUUGACAGCACUGUGAAUUUUACACAGUGAAUUUUACACAGUGAUAUUUAAAAGAUACAGUGAGCACACCUUUUGUUCCACGUUGUUUUCAUGCAAUCUGUAGAAUGAAAUAUCCUAUCAUAGCUUUUACAAGCAAGGCUGCUUAUAUCCUGAAAAAUCACAAUUCUUUGCUAUUGCAUCCUGUGGAAUGGUCCUUGCACAUCUUUCUAAGCUGCUUCUGGAUAAUAUUGUAAGUAGCUUAUCUGUGGUCUUGGGUUUUAUACUGUGGCAAAAAUCAGGUCUUGAUGAAAAUGUUGUAUAUGUGGACUAAAAUGUUCUCCAGCCAACACUGUGGCAAGCUCUCAAGAACCCAAAAUGUGGUAUUAAUAAUUAAAAAAUUACAUCGCCAUCCUUGACUUUGUACAUAUGGUUUAGAUUUUUAUUUUUUAUAUUUAUUGAACUGUCUGUUGCAUUAUCUUCACAUUAUCAUUGCAGCUUACCUCAGAGUUUCCAUUUUUGCUACGGAAUGGCAGACUGUUGAAUGCUUUUACAAUAUGCAGGUGCCUGCAGCAUGAGCAGUAUCUCAGCACAGACCAUCACAAGUGUCCUUUACAUUAUUCACACCCACUCUUAAAAAAGAAAACAUGAAGAGAUAAAAAGUGACUUUUUUAUAUUAAUUUAAUAAAUUUGCAAUUGAAAUAAU